This is a messenger RNA of Stegastes partitus (bicolor damselfish), 7497 nucleotides long. Its product is annotated as cryptochrome-2-like. The transcript has 13 exons. Bases 134 to 2011 code for a protein of 625 amino acids. Gene Ontology annotation, molecular function: FAD binding; DNA binding. NCBI's taxonomy places the organism in Eukaryota, Metazoa, Chordata, Actinopteri, Pomacentridae. Gene Ontology annotation, cellular component: cytoplasm; nucleus. Gene Ontology annotation, biological process: negative regulation of DNA-templated transcription; circadian regulation of gene expression; entrainment of circadian clock by photoperiod. The record is from RefSeq and is a predicted model, not a curated record.
ACAGCAACUAAACUUUGUCCGAGUCUCCGCAGCUGCGCGUCUAAUUUACCCUCGAAAGCGGCGCGUUUGUUUUUUAGCCUCGUUUCAGCCGUUCACUUUGGAUUAUACUCUGAAGAUGGAAUAAGGAGUCAUCAUGGUGGUGAAUUCGGUGCACUGGUUUCGCAAAGGUCUACGGUUGCACGAUAAUCCGGCGCUGCAGGAGGCCCUGAACGGAGCGGACACGGUGCGCUGUGUUUAUAUCCUGGACCCGUGGUUCGCUGGCGCCGCUAAUGUGGGAAUCAAUCGAUGGAGGUUUCUGCUGGAGGCCCUGGAGGACCUGGACAGCAGCCUGAAGAAGCUCAACUCCAGGCUGUUCGUAGUCCGAGGGCAGCCCACCGACGUCUUCCCCAGGCUGUUCAAGGAGUGGAACGUGACCCGGCUGACGUUCGAGUAUGACCCCGAGCCUUAUGGGAAGGAGAGAGACGGCGCCAUCAUCAAGAUGGCCCAAGAGUUCGGAGUUGAAACCGUGGUCAGGAACUCGCACACCCUCUACAACCUGGACAGGAUCAUCGAGAUGAACAACAACAGUCCUCCUCUGACCUUUAAGCGUUUCCAGACCAUUGUGAGUCGACUGGAGUUGCCACGGAGACCCCUGCCUCCCAUCACGCAGCAACAGAUGGACAAAUGUCGCACGAAGAUAGCCGACAACCACGACCUGCUGUACAGUAUACCCUCACUGGAGGAGCUCGGUUUCAGGACGCAGGGUUUAGCUCCAGCUGUGUGGCGAGGAGGAGAGUCGGAGGCCCUGGACAGACUCAACAAACAUCUGGACAAAAAGGUAAAAAAAAAAAAUAAUCGUCCUGUUUUUCCCUCUUCGUGUCUCCAUCAGCUCCGGAAGCGUUGCAGUCCUCCCCUGUCCCUGUUCGGGCAGCUCUUAUGGAGGGAGUUCUUCUACACCGCCGCCACCAACAACCCAAACUUCGACCGCAUGGACGGAAACCCCAUCUGUGUCCAGAUCCCGUGGGACCAGAACCCGGAGGCGCUGGCCAAGUGGGCCGAGGGCCGGACCGGCUUCCCCUGGAUCGACGCCAUCAUGACCCAGCUGAGGCAGGAGGGCUGGAUCCACCACCUGGCCCGGCACGCCGUGGCCUGCUUCCUGACCAGAGGAGACCUGUGGAUCAGCUGGGAGAGCGGCAUGAAGGUGUUCGAGGAGCUGCUGCUGGACGCCGACUGGAGCGUGAACGCCGGCAGCUGGAUGUGGUUGUCCUGCAGUGCCUUCUUCCAGCAGUUCUUCCACUGCUACUGUCCGGUCGGCUUCGGGAGGAGAACCGACCCGUCUGGAGACUACAUCAGGCGCUACAUCCCCAUCCUGAAGGACUACCCCAACCGGUACAUCUACGAGCCCUGGAACGCCCCCGAGGCGCUCCAGAAGGCGGCCAACUGCGUGGUGGGCGUGGAUUACCCCAAACCCAUGAUCAACCACGCCGAGGGCAGCCGGCUCAACAUCGAGAGGAUGAAGCAGGUUUACCAGCAGCUCUCCCACUACAGAGGCCUCAGUCUUCUAGCAUCAGUACCAACGAUCCAGGAGGAAGCCGAGCCGCCGAUGACGGAUGAGUCUCAGACCAGCAGCGGCCCCGACUCUCCAUCCAGAGAUCUGGCCGACAGCGACGCCGCCGGCUGCUCCACAGCUCCAGACUCCUCCACCGCGGCCCAGCACCCCGACCCGGACGAAGCGGCCCAGCCUCCCUGCGUCUCCUCCCACCAGCUUCAGCCCGGCCAGCCGGCCUCCCCGUCCUCCUCCUCCUGCCCCACCUCGUCCCCGUCGCCCAGCCCGGCCUCCGUGGCCCAGAGGAGGAAGGGCAUCGCCCGCAAGGCGAGGCGCAACCAGAGGCAGCGGGGGAGGCCGAGCUAUCCCCCCAUAGCCCGGGGGGAGGAGAGGGAGGAGGCGGGAGGCGAGGAGAGGAUGGAGGAGGACGUGGAGCAGGAGGAGGAGAGGAUGGAGGAGGAGGAGACGGCAGCACAGCAGCAGUGAUGCAGGUGGAGCGUAAGAGAACAAUCUGCAAACAUCCAGCCGGGACUCCUGGACACACAGCGACACACGACGAACACUGUUCUGGAUUCUUGGACAACAUUCACACACACACAGAAGCAUGCAAACAACAACAACAACAACAACAACAGCAACAGCAACAUGUGGAAACGGUGCAAAAGCAUUUUACUCACAUUGACUCCAGAAACAAGUCGAAACAUUUGAAUGAUUUAAAAACAACAAAAAAAAAACAUCUUAUUUGAGCGAAUGAAGCUAAAAGAUGAGUAAUCUUCUCUUGUACAGUUCCACCUCUGAGACAUCCCAUAAUGAACAGCGUGAACCCAGACCGUGGAGACGGAAGCGCUGGGUGACAUUUGUGUUUCUGUGCUUCGUGAGGUUUAACGAGUGACGCUCUGAGCUGCAGACUGUGGAUGAAGGUGGAGCCGGCGGCCUCCUGAUCGGCCCGUUGAGCAGAUUGUGUUUACUCUGAAGGCACCAGAACAAAUCGUCGUUUCUGUGACGUGAGGAGGCUUGUAUCUGCCAGCUUGUAGAGUUUAGCUAAUCGGCGUUGAGCUGCUCAGAGGCGCUGAUAGGAGCUCCACAGGGGACGCUAUGUGAUGGGAACCAAAUCCUCUCAUCCUCAUAGAACUUAGCUGCAACCAAACUGUAAUUUAAUCAAAAAGUACAAUAUAAACAAUCCGAAAAAGCAGGAAGAUUUCUUUAAAAUCACAUUUAAAAAGCUGAUUUUCUCACAUCAGCCUUUUAACCAACCAAAACUCCACAACUUUAGUUUAUUUAAUGAAGACGUGCAGAAUGUUCCCUUCGUUCUAUGACAUCGUGCAGAGUCGCCGUUUGGUCACAUUGAGGUUCUGUAACUCUGGAAACAUUCUCAGUGUGAAGGUCACGUUAUUGCACGGCUUCAUUAAAUACAAUCAGGUUAUUGUUCAUGAAUGUGAGCUGAUCCGGUGGCAGAAACACGCAUCAGUUUGCUGCUUAGGAGGAAAAGUUACUGAGAUGUUCAGGCCGUGUCUGAAACCAUCGGCUCACUAUCAGGGACCACUGUGUGUUUUAUGUGUGUUUUUCAGACACUACUGGAGGUGUUCGUCACGUCGCUCGCUGGCUGUGAUUUGUGCCGCAGCAGCGUAGCACAAACAGAUUCACAGGUUAUUGUGUAGAUAAGACACGGGGGGAAUCAAGUUUAACAAAACAUAAACAGGAAAUUACUCACAUUUUAAUGACAGGUUUUCGUUCGUCUUUUUGUUUGGUGACCGUCGGUGGUUUGUGGGGUACAUUGAGGGCACUGUACAGGGUGUAGCGUCUGUAGCUUAGCAUUCAGACAUCACGAUUCACGGUGUGAUGGGUGAUUUCAGACACAGCCUUAGUUUUUGUUCUGUUUCAGUUUGAACAUCUCAGCGCCUCCACAGAAAUCCUGUCCAUCGAGUUGUUGGUGAGCAGCUUCCAGCUACGUAGCAGCUACUUGUCCCCAUAAAUCGAUUUGCUUUAACACGAGGCAGGACAGCCUAAACCUUCGUCCUCUGAUUGCUUUGGCAAGAUGCUAACAUCUCCUCACCGUCCUCACUCACAUCUCAGGAGGAAAAGAUGAGAAACUCAUGAGCUCCACCUCAAACCUCCUCUUUCUUUCUUUCUCUCUGGUUGCAAAUAAUUCCACAAACUGGAGACGACGACGUUCACCUUUGAGGUGUUUCUCUGUGGGGAGGCCGUCGUGUCGUCCGUCUUCAUUAACAGUCUGUAGCGGCUCGUUCGGAUCCUUUCAGACCAAAAACCGACUUGUUCUUGUUUCAGCAGCAGCGAGAUGUUCAGACUUCAGGAUGUGGCUUCGAUAACCCCAAAGAGUCGAGUCUCUGUUUGUUUUUGUGUCGAUGGUGGAGAGCGUUGCUCCUUCGAGCGCCUCCACGUGUCCAAGAGCAGCAGAGCCCAAAACACACAUUUAUAUAGAACUGGCUCCUGACCAGAGUCGGGUUUCUUCAGCACUUUAUCUCACUAUGAACCGCUUAACGUGCAAUUUUAGGCAAAAACUGAAUAAAACCGACACAAGAGGUCAGUAGCUCAGCCUCAUUCAGCCACUCUGUCCUGUUUGUAGUCAAAGUUAAAGCUGAUGCUCCCAAACGUUCAGAUUUUUUGUUUUAAGCUUAAAUACGACAAAACUCAAAGUGUGCUGCUAACUAGCUUAGCUUAGCUUAGCUUAGCACACUGACAUUCAGGAGAUCCUUUGUGAUUAAUCACCGUUUUUGUUUUGCUUUAUUGACAGAUGAUUUUAUGAAAUAGUUGCUUCCUUUAAAAACUAAAGAAGAAAGAAAAAAACACUCAUUUUAUUUAUUUUUCCUGCACAUUUUAAUUUUCACAACUUUUGCAGAUUUUUCCACUCUGCAAAUGUUUUUUUUUUUUUCUUUUUACUUUGCCGAUUGUUCAAGCAGUAGUUUCAUCUGUGCUUCGCUGAGCUGAAGUCAAAAAAUAGAAACCAAAAAACCUCUUUAUAGUUUACCACAUCCUGAGAUCAUGUUUCGUUUUGUCGGAACAUCAGCGCAAAUACUUAAAAUAUUCAAUUUAUGGUGAUAAAUGACGAAGAAUUACAUCAAAUCUGCACGUCAAAGAGUCUGAAACCAGCACAUUCUGCUUUUUUACCUAAAAAAUAUAUUUUUUAGUUAUUAAAACAUUAAAAGCGUGCCAAAAAACUAGUGCAGGGCCGAAGGGGACGUCUUUAAAUGCUGCGUUUUGUUUGAACGUGUUUUUUAAAAGAAGGUAAAAUAUACAGUUACAGUCAUGUGUGAAGAAACUAUCAUGCAUUUGGCACAUUUAAAAAGCUGAACCAGCACACUUUGGAUGUUUUGUAGUCUAUGAAACAUCCAGAACUGUUUAGUGGAACUGACGGUAACGUCUUUGAACGUCUUUUGUUCAACCAAAAGUCACAAAAAGCCCAAAAAUAUUUAGUUUAUCUUGCAAUCUGUCAAAAAACUACAACAAAACAUUGUGAAAUUAUUUUGUAGAACUGAAGAUGUCGUCUUUAAAUGUCUUAUUUGACCUAAAGUCAACCCCGACAGCAACAUUCUUAGCUUAAAGUCAAAUAUGACGAGAAAAAGCCUGCAGUCGGCACAUUGUGGAAGCUUGAACCAGCAAAUUUUGGGGCGUUUCUAUCAAGGAAACGUCACUGAGUCCAUGAAAAAUUGCAAAAUAAUUGUGUAGAACAUCUUCAAAAGCCACAAACACCACAAAAGGAUUCAGUUUACAGUCAUAUAAGGCAAAAAGCUGCAUGUAAUCUGCACUUUUUACUAGCUUGAACCCGCAAUUAUUUAGUAUUUCUGCUCAGACGUGACCAUAAAGUCCAUAAAACGUUAAAAAAAUUUACAAAAAAAGUUUCAGAUAAUCUUUGUGCGUGACUAUCAAAAGCAGAAAAUCGACUUUUUUUAAACACUAAAAUCUGUAAAUGUUAGACUUUUUUUAUUUAUUUAUUUGAAAAUAGAAAAAUAGUUGCACUUCUUAAUCCGUUAAUCGUUUUUUUUUUUUUGGCAUCGUUUGUUUACGUUCUUGUUUCAGGAAGUCGUCCUGAUGACAUCACAGGGUGGUAAAAGACGGUGAGCUCUGAUUGGUCGGACACCGAAGCGCAGUAUUAAUGCCUCGAUAAUCAGCUGACGUGUUAUCGAACAGAAACAUCCUGAGGUCUGAAGCCUGCGUUUGGUUUUCUGUUGACGAGUGAAAACAAACACCAGAGUCCACGAUGGAGUCUCUUCAUGUUCAUAUGUAAAUGCCCGAUGUGAAUGUUUUGGAGAAUAUCUGAUAUUUUUGCUAGCAGCAAUGUUAAUUAGGGAACAUACUGUUUUUAUAGUCCAUGAAUUCCCCGUCUGGUCUGGAAAACGGUUUAAAUUCGGGGGACGACGGAGACGAAGGCGAGUUUUUGCCAUAUUGUUUUUUUUUUUCUGUGGCAACUGAAAAACGCUGCUUGUGUGACUUGAAUGUAGAGAAAAAAACAAAACAAACAAAAAAACCCUGCUUUGUUGUUCUCCCCACGUAUUUAUCAGAGUUUGUAUAUAAAAUCUGUAAAACCUGUAACACCCUGUCUGUUUCACUAACGGUCUGAGGCCGGGGGGGUUUCACAAAGACUCAGUGUCCAGUAGGGGGCAGCGAAAGCAGCUCAGCGACCUGCAGAAACCCGACCGAGUCGCUCGUUCUCUCUCGUCUGCAGGUGGUUCAUCCAGUAGUAGUUAGUCAGACCUGCACUUUCUCAGCUCGUUUGAAGACAUAAAAACUGACGGCAGCAGAUUAAAUCUCCGUCAUUCGCUUAAUUGAUUAUUUAUAAGUUCAGCUCUUCGUCCUAAAUUCUUGACAGAAGUGAAUUCUUCUACUUCAUAAAUCUCAUACAAGCUCAAUUGAUUUUCAUUUUCGCUCAAUUUAUCUGCCAGUUAUUGUUUUUGUAUAUAAAAUGACAGAAAGCUGCAAAAAACAUCCUGUUUUAGUUUCCCCUGAAUGCAACACGGCAUCUUUAAUGUCUUAAAGGAAAAAAAAAAAUCUGAAAAUAUCCAGUUAAGCAUCAAAUUUCACGUUUGAGGAGCUGGAAGCUAAAAAUAUUUUCAAUUUUUUCCCUUUUAAAAAUGUCAAAAAUGUUGAUUUGAUUGUCUUAGUAGAUGCUGAUUAAUUUUCUGCUAAUUCCAUCUCGUGCUCUGACUCCAUGUGAGCAGCUUUUGGUUCAUUAUUUUGUCAGAAACCUGCUACAACACUUGAGACGACGCCUGAGUAACAUCCCGCAGAACAGCAAGACGUCUUUAAUGUGUUGUUUUAUGAUAAUUAAUCGUCAUUUUCGCUCAACUUAUUAGAUUUUUUUUCUAUAAAAUGCAGAAAAAAGCAAAAAAAUCGCUGUUUUGAUUUCCCACAGCGCAAAGCAGCAACUUUAAUGUCUUAGUAAAAAUCUAAAAAUAUUCAGUUUGUUUUCAGAUAAUCUGUUGGACGGUAGAUGAUAGCUAACUGAAUUUUGUACGACUGGGUUUAACGCUCAGGUUCAUCCGUCUGGUCGGGUUUUUCUGCAGGAAUCCUGUUUUUAUUUUCUGAUAUUUUUUAAAACUGACAAUCAGACGUCCUGCACUUUAACUUCACGUUUCUUCAACCAAACUGCUUCGUCAUUUUUAGCUCCAGGAUUUAAAGCCAUAGUAGCAGCUGGACUUUGUGAAACCCCCUCAGUGCUGCCUGGAAGGGAGAUUUUUACCCCAGAGAGGGUAACAGAUAGUUUGGAGACAAACCGUCCGGCCCCCCGCAGGGAAGAACUGAGACGCCUAGAGUUCCCGCUGAUCCUGAACGCAACACCAGCCCGGCAGUGACGAUGGGGGAGCGGCUCUGUCCGACGGCCGAGGCCUCGACGGGCCGGUGGUUCUGUCUGAGGGGCCGGAGGUUCUGUCCGACAGCGUGGGCCGCACCGAUAUUUAUUUGUUUUGUACAAACAGAGUUUAUUUUCAUUAAAACCGCUGAAGGAACUGUGAUUGAAA